Culicoides brevitarsis is the source of this 3740-nucleotide messenger RNA. It is a transcript of the gene PKD, whose product is annotated as serine/threonine-protein kinase D1. Gene Ontology annotation, molecular function: protein serine/threonine kinase activity; ATP binding. NCBI's taxonomy places the organism in Eukaryota, Metazoa, Arthropoda, Insecta, Diptera, Ceratopogonidae. The record is from RefSeq and is a predicted model, not a curated record. Gene Ontology annotation, biological process: protein phosphorylation. The transcript has 10 exons. The coding region runs from base 825 to 3368 and encodes 847 amino acids.
UUUCGACUGAACAAGGUGCACGAAAGUUCUGCUCCGACCUGUUUUUUUGUUCAUCACAAAAUUUCAACACAAAUAAAUCACAGAAAAAUUCCCAAAAAAAUCACACAAAAUGCAGCAAACCCGAAAUUGAAUUAACAGUGCCGCACAAUUAAAUUUAUCCGGAAGUAUUAAUAAUAAAUGAUGUUUUAACAAGUGUCCCACAUUCCGCCAGUAAAUAAAAAAUCCGUAAAGUGAAAACAUUCCAGAAUCCGAAAAAAAAAAUUUUUUUUUAUGAAUGGAUUGAAAGUCAUCGUCAUUCGCUCAUCAUCGAUUGCAUUCGAGACUUGGAUGUUCUUUUCAAUACAAACACAAAAAAAAAUCAUCUCACCUUCUCAUCUCAUCUGUGUUGAUGUUGUACGGAAUAAAUUAAACUAAGAAGUAAUUUAAUUAUAGUCACGAAGGAGUGAAGAAGUUUUUUGCUUCUUUUGCACAUCAGCGCAUUUAUUUUAAUCACAAUCAAACAUUAUUGUGACACACGAGACCCAUUUAUUUCCAAUAUUAAAUAGCUUCGUACUAUAGCGUAUAGUGACAAUACAAAAAUAGAAGUAAAUAAAAACAAUAAAUGGAAAAAAUAUAGUGCUUUAGUGCAGAUUAACAAGAAAACAUUUUUGUUAGAAUAUAUUUAGAGAUUUUAAAAAAAGUGCUUAUAUUUACAUAAAAAAAAAACAAAUUUUAUUAAAAAAAAAUUAUAUAUACAAAAAAAUAUAUUCUUUGUUACGAUAUACAAAAAAAAUAAAUAAAUUAAAAAAUUAAUUAUUAAAGAAAGAAACUUAAAAAAAAUAAAAAUGGCAGGCCCAGAGAUAACUUUUUUGUUUCAAUUUGGAAAUUGGCGUGAUAUUGUAACAGUAGAUGCUUCAACACUUAAUUUAAAAACUUUAAAAGAUUUAGCAUGUGAUUUUAUUAACACAAAGGUACCCGAAAAUGGUGUGAAUCACUUGGCUGAUCGACUAUUGCUUUUUCGACACGAUUAUAAUUCCGUGAAUGUGUUACAACUGAUAAAUUCUACGACAGAAAUUGUUGACGAAACUGUCGUUGAAAUUGUUUUGACUGCAAAUAGUCACGUUCCAAACAGCAGCAGCAACGACAUUCCCCUUGUGAGACCUCACGCUCUCGUCGUACAUUCCUACAAAGCGCCCACAUUUUGUGACUUUUGCGGCGAAAUGUUGUUCGGUUUAGUGCGGCAAGGAUUAAAAUGCGAAGGUUGUGGCUUAAACUACCAUAAACGAUGCGUUGUAAAGGUGCCAAAUAACUGCAGUCGAUCCGAAGACACAGCAAGACGUCUACAACAACAACAACAACAGCAUCUUCAUGCUCCCCGAAGUCCUUCAGCUAAUUCGAAUAAUUCAGGCGCUUCAACGAACGACGAUGCAUUCCUUAUCAACAAUUCAGGCGCUGCUUCAAGUAACGCAGGCUCAACUUUGAACGUUCCCACAGUGCGUCGUCAAAGUCGUUCUCCCGCAGGAUCUCGAACCGGAUCCAGCAAUGGCGGCAGUUGCUCAAGCAUUCUCACAGCUGGCUCAAGUAUGCGCAUUCCUCAUUCAUUCGCCAUCCAUUCGUACACGCGCCCAACGGUGUGUCAUUUGUGCAAAAAACUCCUCCGUGGCUUGUUCAAACAAGGCGUUCAAUGCAAAGAUUGUCAUUACAACGCGCACAAAAAAUGCGUCGAAAAAGUCCCGAAAGACUGCACGGGCGAAAGUUGUCUCGUUGGCGACAUGAACGACUUGAAUAUGUCUGGCGGCGAAAUUUAUUACAAAGAAGAACUCGAAGACAGCGAUGGCGACGACACGCAUUCGCCUCACAACAAUAACAAUCGCGUUGCAGCGCCCCCUGUGCAAAUCAACGGAACUAACUACGAUUUGGCGCCAAUUAUCGACAUGGAUCCAAAUGGCGGGAACGAAGCGACGGGCAUCGAACAAUCACGCAAAAGUAGUGCCAGUUCGUCGCCGAGUGCGAAUAUCCCGCUCAUGAGAAUUGUUCAGUCCGUGAAACACACGAAAAAGCGAAACGGCAAAGCAAUUAAGGAAGGAUGGCUCGUGCAUUUUACGAACAAAGAUCGAACUGUGCGACGCCAUUAUUGGAGGUUAGAUUCAAAAGCGAUCACACUUUUUGUCUCGGAUCAAGGCAGCAAAUACUACAAAGAGAUCCCGCUCGACGAAAUAACCUCAAUUGAAGUUGCGAAGAGUCUUCAAGGCGAAAUUCCGCAUUGUUUUGAACUUCGUACCGCAAAUGUCGAUUACUACGUGGGCCAAGACCCGCUGCACAAUCUGAAAGAAAACGAGCCAAUGAUGAAUUUGCCGCCUCCCGAAAGCGGCGUCGGAGCAUAUCUCGCAAAAAGUUGGGAAACGACAAUUCGUCAAGCACUGAUGCCCGUGACAGCAACUCGCAGCGAUCCAUCGGCAAGCGAACAACCCGAAAGUCGAACGACAGACAUUACACAAGUUUAUCAAAUCUUUCCCGAUGAGGUUUUGGGUUCGGGACAAUUUGGCAUCGUUUAUGGCGGCAUUCACAAAAAGACGCAUCGAUCAGUUGCGAUCAAGGUUAUCGAUAAAUUGCGUUUCCCCACGAAGCAGGAGGCGCAAUUGAAGAAUGAAGUUGCCAUUUUACAGAAUUUAUCUCAUCCAGGCGUUGUGAAUUUGGAAAGAAUGUUUGAAACAACCGAACGUAUUUUUGUCAUAAUGGAAAAAUUGAAGGGAGACAUGUUGGAGAUGAUUUUAUCGCAUCAGAAUGGAAGAUUGUCGGAAAGAGUUACGAAAUUCCUCAUAACUCAGAUUCUCGUCGCUUUAAAAUACCUUCACAGUCGAAAUAUCGUGCAUUGCGAUCUCAAACCUGAGAAUGUUUUACUCUCAUCUGAUUCCGAAUUUCCUCAAGUCAAAUUGUGUGACUUUGGAUUCGCCCGAAUUAUUGGAGAAAAGUCUUUCAGACGUUCAGUUGUUGGAACGCCAGCAUAUUUAGCUCCCGAAGUGCUUCGUAACAAGGGUUACAACAGAUCUCUCGAUAUGUGGAGUGUCGGCGUGAUUAUUUACGUGAGUUUAAGCGGCACAUUUCCCUUCAACGAAGACGAAGACAUCAACGAUCAGAUCCAAAAUGCGGCAUUUAUGUAUCCGCCGAAUCCGUGGAAGGAAAUUUCUUCUGAAGCAAUUGAUUUGAUCAACAAUUUGCUGCAAGUGAAACAACGCAAACGCUUCACUGUCGACAAAUCGCUGUCGCACACGUGGCUCCAAGAGAUCCAAACCUGGAACGAUUUACGAGCGCUCGAAGCACAAAUUGGCUUGCGAUACAUCACGCACGAAUCCGAUGACGCCCGCUACCUAAAUGCGCACGUUCAAUGACCCCGAACCCCCGUGCUUCUCGAAGAAGAUGCAUCCUCCGUCGCUCAAAGUCUUUCGCAAUCGACGUCGACGUCCUCCCCGAAAUCCGACAUGAGCGGAAAAGCGUUCAAAUGGAUGCGCGGGCGUCUCUGUCGCAACAUCAAGGCCUAACCUCCAUCAUAAAACUUAGAAAUUAACUAAAAAUUUAGGAAAAAUUAGAAUAUUUUAUAUGAUCGUGAAUAGCUGCUUGUUCUUUUUUUACACUUAAAUACUAAAAAAAACUACUGAAACUACUCAAAACACAAAAAAAAACACGGAAUUGAAAGACUUUUUUACACAAUUUGCCAAAAAAAACUUUUUACGUGUGUUCAAAAAAAUUAAAAAAAAACUUGA